AUAAUUUCUCGACAUUAUACAAGGAUUAUUCCCGGCUAUAACAAUAGUGCUAUCGUUUACCUUAACGAUAUUAUAGGAGCAAAUCUCAAUUAGUGCAGUCAUUAUACUUAUCGUGAUCUUAGUGAAGUGGCGAGGCAAUGAAUUAAAGUUUUGACAACAUAAUAUAUGUGAUUGGGAACAAGUUUACGCAAAAAAAUACAAAGAAUUCGUCACGAAUUUUCUAUUUACUAGAGUUCCGUACAAGUAGUGAGUACGCAAAAAAUAUAUGAAUCCUGUAAUUAUUGUAAAGUCACGUAAUUCGAGUUUCGUUGAUUGGAUGUUAACUCGAUCAUGAAUAAUUAUCGUUUAACACAAGUCAUGAUCAGUAACUUAGAGGCAAUUAGCUGAUGGGAACGAUUCAAAGACGAGACAUGGCUGUAGACUCUGUUGAAGCCGAGAUCGCGAACCCUGGCUUGUGUUUCUGGUGUGUUUUUUACCUGGACUACGUCAUAUACGGAGUGCUGACUUUAGCUUUUAUAGUAUUAUUCAUAUACUUUAUGUUCUAAUACCUUACUAUGAAAUAAAAAAGCGCUGAAAUGGCAGACAGACAGAAUGUUCAAAACGUCGCUAGAGGACUGAACUCACCAGAACUCAACUCAGACACCAGCAUCCCGUUCGUUGAUGAAGUUGAGCUGGAGGAUAUCGAGGAACCCAUCAGACCAGCUAGAUCCAAAGAUGUAGAGGUCGGAGAUGGGAGAAGAGAAAGAAAACUUCACGCCACCGAUUUAGGCGCAGUUCACACGGCCAACAAAGAUACAAUAGUGGUCGAUACACCUGAAGGGACUUUAUACAUCACUCUAGAUCCGGAAUCUUCGAAAUCAUCCAAGCCUACCAGUCCCAGUACUUUAUCAACGAACGUUUCCAGUCCGACUACAUCGCACACUCCCGGAGCCCAGGAGUCCAGGGAUCUGAUCAUUGUGGAACAGGAUAUGGGACAGAGGAUGACUGGCCUGAGAAGAAACUCAAUAUCCAUGCCGACCUUACCGAAUUUUGAGCUAUUGAAACAAGAAUACAACACGCAAGGUGAUAUUCCUGAACAUCACCAGAGCUCAGUUUCGGUGUUCAGUGACGACAACAAUGAUGUUCAUGAUGAUCAGGCUAAAGUACCGCUUAGAUCGCCUCGCCGUAAGUCCACAGCCCCUCGACGGUUCAGAUCUGAGUUCAGCAUGGACGAAGAUGAGUACUCCCCAAGCAAUUCAGUCACGAGUGUGAACUCGCUCGCCAGUCUACUUAAGGAGAAAUUACAAAGCAUUCCUCAGAAAAUAAGAAAAAAGCCUACAGAUUACAAGCUGCGCGCGUUCGUCGGACUAAUGUUUCUAGCCGUGGUGUUCUUUGUGGGGUUCGCCUACGUCCUCUACCACCGCCAGGCACUCACGACCGCCUACUUCGAAAGAGUGCAGUUCAAUGAACCCAAACGACUUAUAAGGGUUUACAAUCAGGAUGAUGUGGAAAUACUGAAAGCCAGAUUGGGAGUGGAUCUUCACGGGCAGCACAAAUCCUUCCCGUGUCUACCGCAGCACCGCCGGCGAGGCUCUGAAUGCCGAGAGUGGCUUCACGCGCUGCGACUUUACCUCACGAGUCUACCUCCAGAGCAUGACAAUACCACGUGCUACUCUGUCACCUGGCAAGCACUGUCAAAUGACGUUACACCAAACGAUUGCUUCGACUGGGGCGACACGAAAGUUAACUGGUUCGGAGCUGGGCAGUCUCUUAACUUAACCUGGCCACUCAACAGUGGUGCCAUAGAUUAUACGCCUUUCAUCACAGGCGACAUGCAAAAAUCUCAGUUCGGUAACGUUGUUACGAGAUAUUUGAUUAACUCGAAAGGAGGAGCGAUCACUGUAGAUGAAGACACUCCGUUGCAUAUUUCUGUUAACAGAGGUAGAAAGGAAAUAUGUUUGAAAGCGAAGUACGACGACUUCGCAUUCGCUAAUAAAAUGACAGAGUUCCCUGAACUGAAAUACAAUAUAUGCACUGCAAGGGAUAUAAAGUCCUUGCAUUCGUCUAUUCAUAACCACAGAAGAGCCCCUCUGUGGGACGGCCUGAAGCCAGGUGACAUUAAAACAUUAGACUCUCUCAUUUCUGAACCAGUUUGGCAAAUUGCUCCUCGAUUCAAACACGAAUUACAAGACGAAACAAUAGCCAAAUAUACAGAAGAUGUUAUAAGCCUAGGAUUUUUGAAACAAGGGCAUGUAUUGAUUAACGAGUUUUGGCAGAAUGAAAUCGGCGACUUGACAGUUGAUACGAGUCGCUUUGCAACAUUAAAUGUAACCGUAAACAAACUACACAGACGGGGCUUUAAGGUAGCUUUUACAAUACAACCCUUUAUAAGUACUGAAAGUAAAAACUUCGCUGAGACUGUACAAAAAAGAUUGUUGAUCAGCGAAAGAAACAGCGACAGAAGAAUCCCAGCGUUGACAAGGUUUAAGUCCCUAGCGAGUGCGGGCGUGUUGGAUAUAACUAAUAAUAGAUCUGUGCCUUGGAUUAUGGAUAAACUACAGACUGUGAUCUCCGCAUAUCAUAUAGACUCGUUUUAUUUCGACCUCGGCACCGCUUACGACAUGCCGCACUAUUAUCGCUGCGAACAAAAGUUGAUAAAUCCAGAUCAAUACAAGACAAUAUUUACCAAAACAUUUGAGAAGGCUUUGAACAUUAUUGGCGUGUCCUCUGCCAUACAUCUCCCGCGUCCACCGAUUUUCGUAUCUUUGCCGCCGUUUGAAUCUACUUGGGAUGCUUUAAGACUGGUGAUACCAACGAUGUUGACAUACGGCAUAAACGGUUUCCCGUUUACAAUGCCGGGCGCAGUGGGGGGAGACAUAUACUGGCCUGGAAGCGAACAGUUCUUACCAUCAGCUAAAGGAGCCGUAGAAUCGAUCGUGAACAGCACAACCCAGGAGAAUGGUAUCGAGUUACCGGAAAGAGAAUUGUACAUGAGGUGGCUGCAACUAGCAACCUUCUUACCUGUCAUGAAGUUUACUCACCUGCCAAGCAAGUACAACGACGUCACUGUCCUAGAAAUGGCUAAAAAUCUAACUCUUCUACGACAAAUGUAUGUGACGCCUUUGUUAUUAAAAUACAAGCGUGAAGCUCUAGAGGAAGGCCUGCCGUUGGUGCGUCCUCUGUGGCUGGUGGCGGACGCUGACGUCACUCCCGCUCUGGACGAGUUCGUCAUUGGAGACGAGAUUGUAGUCGCGCCUGUCGUUCACCAAGGACACACCACGAGAGAAGUGUAUUUGCCGGCUGGUCUGUGGCAGGACGGUAUAGACGGUUCAUUGAGGAAAGGCAAUCGUUGGAUGCACGACUACCGCGUGCCCGCUACCAAGGUCGCGUACUUCCUCAGGAAACCAGACGACUUAAGGUUUUAAAGGAACGAAGUAACUUACGCUUGAUUCUCAAAUCAACAUUAAUUUGUAACGAAUUGCAGAUUUUUUAUGCCAUUUUAUUUAUAGCGAUGUUGUUGUCUAUGCCAUAUCGUUUAUCUAGCUAUUUUAUUACGUAAUAUUUAAAUAAUAUUUAAAAUAAUUGAUGCGAAAAAUUUUAUCGGUAAAGAAACUUGUAUUAUUUAUGAGAUUAAAAGAUCGUAAUUCACCAAUGAAGUGAUACUAAUUAUAGUUUAGUGUAAUACAAAUGAGGCCAAAGCUCCGUUUUAAACCAAUUAUCUGGUAUGUAAUAUAAAAAGAGUGCUAUAUAUUUUUAUAAGUGAAAUAAAAUUUUAGAAAACUUUUCUAUUGCAUUGGAAGUAUUUUUACUUCUCAUUUUAAUAAUAAUAGUCCUGUAGAACUUAAAGUACAUAGUAUUUUAUUAUCAAAGAUUAAAUCUUUAUUCACAUAUGUCAUAAUGUCACGUCUCCAUAAUUUUUGAUCUCCUUUAACUUUCAUAUGUCGUGAUUCCAAAAUCAAUUUUCGAAACAUGCAGAACACGUUUCUAGAGUUAUGUCUUGCAUUUCUAGUUUGUUAAUUAAAUUUUUACAACACAUAAGUAACGCCAAAUAUAGUGUUGUCGAUUUAAUUGAAAGUUGCUUUAGAUUUAAUUAUAACAUUUAUAUUUCUAUUGGAAUUACAAAUUUCAUUUAAACUACCGUAUUUUAAUGAUUCAUUACAUGUAUGUUUAUCAAAUUUUAUGCUUUAGUUAUGUACAUAAAUAAAAACUGAUAUUCUCAGUGUUUUUAUGGUUGAUUAAAAAAUAAAUUUAAUAUAAAUCAUGUCCAAAAUAUAGAUGCCAAAAAAAUGAUUAUUAUUUGAAGGUGAUCAGUUUUAUACGUGUGUCAUACAAUAAGUGUUUGCUAUAGCAUCAUAGUGUUUGUUAUCGUGAAUCUAGUCCUACAUGGUUCAAUGUGUUAGAUAAUAUUGAAUAAAUGUAAUGUUUGUGAAUAAAGAAUAUUAUGAAAUAUA
Danaus plexippus (monarch butterfly) is the source of this 4430-nucleotide messenger RNA. Its product is annotated as myogenesis-regulating glycosidase. The record is from RefSeq and is a predicted model, not a curated record. Bases 576 to 3404 code for a protein of 942 amino acids. Gene Ontology annotation, molecular function: hydrolase activity, hydrolyzing O-glycosyl compounds. Lineage: Eukaryota; Metazoa; Arthropoda; Insecta; Lepidoptera; Nymphalidae. Gene Ontology annotation, biological process: carbohydrate metabolic process. The transcript has 9 exons.